Molecule: messenger RNA, 2727 nt
Organism: Capsella rubella
Lineage: Eukaryota; Viridiplantae; Streptophyta; Magnoliopsida; Brassicales; Brassicaceae
Product: casein kinase 1-like protein HD16
Exons: 16
Coding region: 326-2353 (675 amino acids)
Biological process (GO): peptidyl-serine phosphorylation; signal transduction; endocytosis
Cellular component (GO): cytoplasm; nucleus
Molecular function (GO): ATP binding; protein serine/threonine kinase activity
Source: RefSeq, a predicted model, not a curated record
CAAUAAAACCCCAUUAGAUUCUUCUUUACUUCUAAAAUAAAAACCCAUCAGAUUGAAACUGUGAAGAAACCAAAAAAAAACAAGACCCAUAAAUAAAGAAAACACUAGAAGGUGAAAAAGAUCAGAGUCCUCUUUAGAUUCGAUUGCCAAGUCUCAAAGAAUCCCCAAAUCUCUCAACCCAUUUGCAUUUGAAGCUCUCUGUUUCUUCUUCUUCAUCUCUUCGUUAUCUUCGCUUCGAAUUUACCUACCCCUCGGACGGUUCUGGAAAGCUUCUUUCUUUCUAAGUGAGUUGGAUCGUUCCAUGGACGUCGACCACCAAGCGUAGAUGCCUGAGCUGCGUAGCCACGCACGCAGAGAUCGGGCUAAGAAGAACCCGAACCAGAACCCAAUUGCUUUGACACAAUCACCAGUUAGGAGAAACCCGAGGCGGCCGCAGAAGAAAGUGUUGGCGAAGGAAGCGAUCGUAACGGUAGAGAAGACGACACCUUUGGUGGAUACUGCAGUUAAAGAGGAAGAACAAGUUAGGGUUUCGAGAGAAGAGAAGAAGAUGGAUGAACACGACAGUGGCGGUCAAGCAGCUCCUGUGCCUGAUGAUGAAGGAAAUGCUCCUCCUCUUCCUGAAAAGGUUCAAGUUGGUGGUUCACCUAUGUACAAGUUAGAUAGGAAGCUAGGCAAAGGGGGUUUUGGACAAGUUUAUGUUGGUCGAAAGAUGGGUACAGCCACUCCUAGUGCUAGAUAUGGCCCGGGAGCUAUAGAGGUGGCUUUGAAGUUUGAGCAUAGAACCAGCAAAGGGUGUAACUAUGGGCCACCUUGUGAGUGGCAAGUUUACAAUGCUCUUGGUGGCAGUCAUGGUGUGCCACGAGUUCAUUUUAAAGGUCGGCAAGGUGAUUUUUAUGUGAUGGUUAUGGAUAUUCUUGGGCCUAGCUUAUGGGAUGUUUGGAAUAGUACCAGUCAAGCGAUGUCAACAGAGAUGGUUGCAUGCAUUGCGAUUGAGGCAAUAUCCAUAUUAGAAAAAAUGCAUUCGAGGGGAUAUGUGCAUGGCGAUGUAAAACCAGAGAAUUUUCUGCUUGGGCCUCCCGGGACUCCAGAAGAGAAAAAACUUUUCCUUGUCGACCUCGGUUUAGCAACCAAAUGGCGUGAUACUGCAACUGGACUACAUGUUGAAUAUGACCAGCGUCCUGAUGUUUUUAGAGGAACAGUACGCUAUGCUAGUGUACAUGCUCAUCUUGGCAGAACUUGUAGUCGGAGGGAUGACCUGGAAUCUCUUGCUUACACUCUUGUUUUCCUUCUUCGAGGCCGACUUCCAUGGCAAGGGUACCAGGGAGAGAACAAAGGUUUCCUUGUUUGCAAGAAGAAGAUGGCUACUUCCCCAGAAACUCUUUGCUGCUUCUGCCCCCAACCUUUUCGUCAGUUUGUUGAGUAUGUUGUCAAUUUGAAGUUUGAUGAGGACCCUGACUAUGCUAAAUAUAUCUCCCUUUUCGAUGGAAUAGUUGGUCCAAACCCAGACAUUAGGCCAAUAAAUACUGAAGGUGCACAGAAGCUCAUACAUCAAGUGGGUCAAAAGAGGGGGAGACUGACAAUGGACGAGGAGGACGAACAGCCAACAAAGAAGGUCAGAUUGGGAAUGCCAGCAACACAAUGGAUCAGCAUUUACAGUGCACACAGACCAAUGAAACAACGAUAUCAUUAUAAUGUCACUGAUACAAGGCUUGUACAACACAUUGAAAAAGGAAAUGAGGAUGGUUUAUUUAUCAGCAGUGUAGCGUCUUGCGCGAAUCUAUGGGCCUUGAUCAUGGAUGCGGGAACUGGCUUUACGGAUCAAGUUUACCAGCUAUCACUGAGCUUUUUCCACAAGGAAUGGAUUAUGGAACAGUGGGAAAAGAAUUACUAUAUUACAGCAGUAGCAGGAGCAAAUAACGGGAGCUCAUUUGUGGUUAUGUCGAAGGGGACCCAGUAUUUACAGCAAUCCUACAAAGUCAGCGAUUCUUUUCCCUUCAAGUGGAUAAAUAAAAAGUGGAGGGAAGGAUUUUAUGUUACAUCUAUGGCAACUGCUGGAAGCAAAUGGGGGAUUGUAAUGUCUCGUGGAGCUUCUUUUUCUGACCAGGUUGUAGAACUCGAUUUUCUAUACCCUAGCGAAGGUAUACAUCGUCGAUGGGAGAAUGGCUACCGAAUUACAUCAGUUGCUGCAACUUGGGAUCAGGCUGCCUUUGUUCUUAGUAUGCCUAGAAGGAAGCUUACCGAUGAGACACAAGAGACUCUUAGAACCUCAGCUUUUCCUAGUAGUCAUGUCAAGGAAAAAUGGGCAAAGAAUCUCUACAUAGCAUCUAUUUGUUAUGGUCGAACUGUUUCUUGAAGUUCUAAUUUCUGUAGGAUGCAACUCAGUUUAGCUUUACCAUACAUCCGCACAGUGUGAAAGAACAUCUGUUGUGAUCAGUGAUGCUGUGGCUUAGGGGAAUCUUUUUAGGGAAGUUUGAAUGAAAGAUGGACGCCAAACUCUUCUUCACUAGUGCUGUAAUGAAGUGUAUCAACUGCAAUGCAAAAUUGUCCUGUUUUUUGAACUUGGAUGACCUGUUUAAGGAAAUAAGUUUGAAUUAUGUUAGAUAAAAAAAGGUAGUCUGGCGUUAUAAAUGUUCAUAUAAUGUUAAUCUGAAGUGGCAGUGGCUGUAAUGAAGAAGGAAAUGGAUGUUUUUGAUAUGUAUUAUAAACCUGUCUUGAGAGUUUUGUCUU